UCUGCGCUUGAAGGGCAUUUCUAUUCUGAUGAGAAAUGAGAUACGGACACUGUAGCAUUUCUAUAUAAUACAAAAAAUGCUUUCUGGUUUCUGGAUUUUUGUACUGAUCUUCAGCACCAUGUAUACAGUCCAAUCUGGUAGACAUUUAGUUACUGCACAAUCAUCCGAAGGACCAAAGGUUUAUCAGCAUGAUGCAAAGCUCAGUGUGAAUAUCGGAGCCUCGACUACUCUACAGUGUUGUGUUUUUGGAAAAGGAAUAGAAAACGGAGAAGUUAUCUGGUUUAAGCAACAAAAUGAAAAACAGCCUCAGGUUAUAAUCAGAUUCUUUAACACAGCUAGAGAAAUGUUUUACAAAGAAUUCCAAAAUUCUCGUUUUCAAAUUAAAAGGUUUGGACACUGCUUCAAUUUGACCAUUUUAAACACCACCCUGUGUGAUGAAGCCACAUAUUACUGUGCACUCGUGUCUACUGAUGGAACUCGUUUACAAAUGAAAGGUGAGCGUUUUAACGCUGAAACAUCUAAAGCAGCUCUGUGUGAUAAUUCAGUGGUGUGUGAACCAACACCGCAUGGAAACAACACUAACACCGACACACAACACGACACAGCGAUCGGUUUGGGAUCGACUUUGGGUUUGUGCGCAGUUCUAAUUUUCUGUCUCGCUUGUUUCAUACUGAGGAGAAGAAAACAUGAUAAAAUAAACCCUUCUGUAGGAGAUCCUUCAGGAAGGAUGCAGGAAUCUGACACUGAAACUCUGACGUAUGCAGCUGUACAUUUUACCAAAAGGAAAGACAAAACUAAAAAAAGGAAAGCUGAAUUACCUGAAGUUUGCAUGUACUCUAGUGUCUAAGUGUGCAGUGUUAAUUAACAGUUAACAUUGAACUUGAAUGUGACUCGGAAAAAAACCCCAACUUGGACGUCUAAGCUUCUUUUACAGCUAAGAUUCUUUCGUAAGUUUAAGUUUUCAUAUGACUUUUUUUGGUAGAUGAAUGGAAAGAAGUCCAGCUGACUGGAGCUCUGCUGCAGUGUCUAAUAGACUGUUGGUAGAAAAGUUCAUGUUAAACUGAUGUAUUUUUGACUGGAUUGUUAAAAUAUUCGGUCGUGUCCGGUGUCCUGUUUUAUAACACGAAAGAUAUUCAGGAUAAUUUGGAUCUAAAAUGUUUUUACGCUUGUGGUUUUUCUACAUUAUUUAACUACCAGCAAACAAAUAAAAAUAAAAAAGUAAUAAUUGU
This is a messenger RNA of Tachysurus vachellii, 1229 nucleotides long. RefSeq lists its product as uncharacterized. The record is from RefSeq and is a predicted model, not a curated record. The coding region runs from base 77 to 847 and encodes 256 amino acids. NCBI's taxonomy places the organism in Eukaryota, Metazoa, Chordata, Actinopteri, Siluriformes, Bagridae. The transcript is spliced from 6 exons. Gene Ontology annotation, biological process: response to bacterium.